AAGUCAUGUGACGGGUCAAAAUGGAGGAUGAUACUGCACCACUGCUUAGUGAUCAGCGUUAUUCAUCUACUUCAGUGAAUUUGAAGUCUUACAGUCGAUCAACUUCAGAGAGUGGAAAUUAUGUCAAAAGAAAUGAUAAGGUAUUCCAGACCGUUUUCUUUGUCUGUUAAAAUUAAAUAGGCCAAUUAAGGUUUUAUUAAAAUUAAAGAAACUGUAAGUUAUUUUAAAUUUAAUUUUAACAUCUAAAAUUAUUAGAAUUAGACUUGUUUUAGUUUAGUGAUAUUGACUUAGAAUAUUAUAAUUUUUGGCUGCAUUAUUAAAUAAAAAAAAUAAACGAAUGGUAGAGUAUCGCUGAUGAGUGUUCCAACUAGUGAAAAUGCGAUUCCCAUACUUUGCAUGAAAGGCAAUCCUUGCAGGAAAGAUAGCAAAACAAAUUAAGUGCAAGGCGUGCAAGGUAAAAGGAAAACAUCAGUCAAGGUUCUCCUGCAAGAAGUGCAGCUGAGACGGCCACUUCAAUAUCAGCCUCAUAAGUCUUAAACUGAUUUAAAAAAAAAAAAAGAAGUAACACUUUUAUCUCACAAAGACAGAUGGAAGCCAGUUAGAUAAAAUAGUUCAUUAAUUAAAACAAUGAUGGAGAAAAAAAACAGGUUGUAACUGGGGUAUAUUUAAAUAUAUCUGAAUGCAGUAUGUUGAAAUGAUUUCUUAUGUGUUAUUUAAAAAAAAUUAAUAUUUCUAUUUAGAUUUCUAAUGUUUGUUUAAUCUUUCAAACACCAUGUAAAAUAGCCUUCAAAGUCUCACCUGGUGUUGGCUAUUUUGGCAUGUAUCAUGGGAAGUCCUUUACAGAUUGGUCUUAAUACUGCUAUACUGAAUGCCCCUGAAGAGGUUAGUAAUUUUAAAACUGCUAUAUUUUACACUGUACCAGUAUAAAAACUAUGGGAAAUUGUUUAAAUGCAUCUGCUGAGUAGCUAUUAUACUAAUUGAUGAUCUUAAUAAUGGUUUUUGUUUGUUUAGGUCAUCAAAGAGUUCUACAAUAAGACAUACUUUGACAGAUAUGAAGAACCGAUGUCUAGUUCACUGUUGACAGUUCUAUGGGCUGUCACUGUAGCAUUUUUUUGUGUUGGGGGAAUGAUUGGAGGUGUGUCUGCUGCUUACUUUGCUGGGAAAUACGGAAGGUGAUAGAUUUUAGCUGCUUUAGUAUUUUAUCAUUUUAUUUAACUUGGUGUGAUAAUUUUUUCAACGUCUUUGAGCCAAAAUGCAUCAAUGUUUUACUGGAACUCGAAAGCUUAAAUUUCAGACACCAUUUAGACAUGUGCUUUAUUUUUCCCCCGCAAAAUUUGAUGGAUUCCUCAUUAUCUAUUUUGAAAUAAAUUACAUUUUUAAAAUCGAGUAAGUUUUAACAUGGCUGCCAGAAAACAUAGAUCAGAUAUGGGAUUGUCGCUGUCUCUGCACAGAUCCAUAACAAAGACAAAAACAAUAACUUUCAAUACUUGUUAUCAUGAAUUAAAAAACCUGGUUGGUUGUGUUUGUUGAAUAGUCCUCCUGGGAAUGUGAAUGCCUACAGAACUAUUCCGUCUACACAAUUUUUUUUAUCAGUUUGUAAUAAGUCUUAAUAUGAUUCUCUUGGUAUAAUAAUAAAGUUUUCAAAAGCAAUUAUAAAGUGUUUGGCCACAAAAACUUUGGUAUUUCUUUUUUGCUUAUUGAACUUGUUGAGUAACAUAACUUGUAAAAUAUGACUGUUUUAGCCAACACUUAUGUUUAUUUAUUAGAAGUUCUUUGGUUUAAAAAAUUAACUGUUGAUUUUCAAAACGUUUAUAACAAUGCAGAAAGAACACUCUGCUUCUCAACAAUGCUGUUGCUUUUGCCUGUGCUGCCCUGCAGGGCUGCAGCAAGUCAGCCCAAUCAUUUGAGAUGUUAAUUGUGGGUCGUGUUGUUGCAGGGGUAUGUUGUGGUAAGUAGGAAAAUGGUGAUAACUAUUGUAUGGAACUACUUUAUGUUUAUAAACCCACAAUAAUUUUUAUCACCAUCUUCAGUAUUAUGGAAUUUCUAAGAAACAUUUACAUUAUUUUUAUCAGCAUUUUCUUGCCCUGUUGCUGGAGUAAGGCUAUAGAAACUUUCAGUUUUCAUUACGGCUAUAACUCAGUAUUUUAUUCCAAGUUUUAAGUAGACAGAAUGUCUAUAACUAUAAUUGUAGAAAUUCAUCACAUAAAGCAUCGUAAAAUGACUUAAAGAGCAAAAAUACAUGCGACUAAGAGAAAGCCGUCCUGUUAGCAGACUAAUCGUUCUUCUUUGGUUUUCUUUUCUGCAUGAAUGAAGAGCUGUAUUCUCAGUAAUUAUUAUUUUUGUUAAGUCCAUGCUACAUUCCUAAUUUAUUUAGGAUGACGUUAUGCACCGUUAUAAGGUUUUGAAAAUUUAAUCUGUUUUAAGAUUUUGCUCGUUCGUUGAACAAUGUGUAACAAAGGACUUACAACCAGUAUACAAAGAAAAAAAAAAUACCAAGUGAUAAUUAAUAAUAUUCAAUUUAAUUAUACUAAGUUUAUAUAAAAAAUACAAAAUCAAAUAUACAGAAAUAAAAACUAUCUUAACUUACAGCACAGAAAAUGACAAAGUGUAAUCCAUGAUUUUAAAAAAGAGUAAAAUCUUAUAAGGCCUCCUAUAAGUAUAGUAAGUCUCGUAAAUAUCUAGGAAAAUUAGCAAAAAUCUCUCCCAGCUUGGAAAACAAAAAAAUUGCAUCACCUGACAGCAUUCUUAAGAAAAAAUUAGAACUAAACAACCUUUUCUCAAUCAAAGGAGGGGAGGGUGUGGCAGAGAAGGAGUGUCAUCUGGUGAUGCUGACAUCAAAACAAGCCAAAAAAAAAGGUGGAAUUGGGGUGGGGGUUAGGCUGCCUGCUACCGCUUCUACAAAAACUAGAUCAUACCUCAGGAUAUCACAAUGAACAAAGAAAUGUGUACACCAUGAAGCCAUCGAUAAAAUUUAACAGUUAAUACAAGUUUAAAUAUCUUUUGUGCCACCAAAAGACUUUAAUUAAUGCACCAUUACAUAACAUUCUUUUCAUCAUCCUUCACAAUGUCUUCAUUUAACAAGCAUAUGUAUUUUAAACUCAGGUUUAACUUCAGCUGUCGCACCUCUGUAUCUUGCUGAGAUUUCUCCAGUGUCCUUGAGGGGUUUUUGUGGCACCUGCAACCAGCUGUCCAUCACCCUGGGAGUUCUUAUUGGAGAGGUCAUUGGCAUGAAAUUCUUUCUUGGGACUGAAGACCUCUGGCCAAUUCUAGUUGGUGAGAAACUUUUUUUCAGAAUUUAAUUCACAAGGAGGACUCACAUUUUGAUAACUUAUACACCAUCAUAAAUACAUGUUUUAAAAUCAGAUAAAUGAUGGUUGUACUUAGGUUAAAACUAUUUAUUUUUUAUUAUUCGCUAUGUGUACAAAGGGCACAGACUGAUUUUUUAAUGCUAGCAACUUACUCUAUCUUACACUGAUGACAUGUUCUUACUGUUGCAAACUUCCUGGUUAGGACGAGGUCACAAUUAAAUAAACUCCUGCUGUGGUUACAUUUACUGAGCAGGCAGUUUGAUACACCUUUUUUUGUCUAGGGAACAGCUCUGUACAUUGAAUCAAGCAUGAUCUAGUUCACGCUUGACGUCAAGGAUAAGCAAUAAAACACCAGGUUGAAAGAACAGGGUCCUUUAUUUACACGCUCCUCUUAGCACCGCAGUAAUGGUAAGGUCACAAACAUCCUCUGGGCACACUGUUAACACGACUCGACGUACUGGGAUGGUAACUCUCCAACUAUAGCCACCAAUGACCCUGAUGACUCACUUGCGACCUGUGACCACACAGCAUCUGUUCACCAAACUUGUUUAUUGACCUUGCAUAACCCGACCAAUCACAACUGGCCCUCACAAAACCUCUUGCCAAUUCACAAUCUACAACUGUUUCAUGCACAACCCGACCAUGCUCACAACCUCCCUUACACCAAAAAUUGCUUUAACGUCCUAUUUACAAAAAUGGUCUAAAAAUAAUGUUUCACUUCUUAGAAAGAAGAUUAUUUCUGAUGCCUCUCCUUCUGCAGCUUGUCCCGCUGUUCCAGCUAUUUAUAGCCUACUGACCUUGACUUGGUGUCCAGAAUCACCCAAGUAUUUGUUAGUAAACAAGGGAGAUGAUGCUGCUGCAGAAGCUGGUAAGUGAAGCCGUUUUGAGUGUGUUUUUAUUUUAGAUUUGGGUUAAGCAACUUUGAUAUUUAGAUAUUUAGAGUGAAAAUAAACAAUGUCAUUGUGAUGCAAAACUUAAAGAUAUGGUAUUAGCAGCAGUUUGCCACUUUUGAUGCUUUUUCCACAAAUAAAAAAAAAAAUGUCAAAACUGACAUGACUUGUUUUGGCAUCUUGGAACCAAAGUUUUGUUACUAAAUAAACUGUAAUAUGUUAUUAAAUUUUGUUUGCCGUCAGCUCUUGUUUGGUUGAGGAAAACAGAUGAUGUAUCAGAUGAAAUGGAUGCCAUGAGGAAAGAGAGGGUGGAGCUUAGGAACUCUCCCAAGGUUUUUCCCAGUUUUUGCAUUUCAAGUUGACAAUUUAAUUUUUUAUUUUUACAUUCAUGUGAAUUUAUACUUCAUGAUUUUAUUGAUGAUUAUGAUAUUUCUGCAAUAAUAAUAUGUUAAUCGUUUUUUUUUUUUUUGUUAUUGGCAUUUUUUUUUUUAGUAGUUCCCUGGUGUCUUUUAUAUGAUCAUAAUUCAUAACUAGUAUCCAUUUUUGCAUGUUCCCUAACAUGUGAAUUUAUACUUCAUGAUUUUAUUGAUGAUUAUGAUAUUUCUGCAAUAAUAAUAUGUUAAUCGUUUUUUUUUUUUUUGUUAUUGGCAUUUUUUUUUUUAGUAAUUCCCUGGUGACUUAUAUAUGAUCAUAAUUCAUAACUAGUAGCCAUUUUAGCAUGUUCCCUACAGCCCAAUAAUUUAUUUAACAUAAUCAUCAUGUGUCACUAUUUUAAAUAGUUUUUUUUAGGCCAUAUGCCCAGAGCAUUUAUUCAUAUUUUAUCAUAUAUUAAAAUUUCCCCAUGUACGCACCAGUUCAGUGUGAUGGAUCUGUGGAGCACCAGUUCACUAAGAUGGCCACUUAUCAUUUGUAUAGUGCUCCAGAUGUCUCAACAGUUUUCUGGCAUAAAUGCGGUAAAGCUCCUUUUUUGUGUGGUGAUAUUGCUUCAUUAAGGAAUUUUAUAGAACAAUUCAUUAAGGAAUUGUAUGGAAUUCUCGGUGGUCAGAAAUUUUAAAAUUAUCUCUUGAUUACUAAAAAUCGAGCAGUUGUGCAUAAAUAUUUUUACUAUUUUCUACAGCCUGCCAAACUAUGGAUGUGGCAAUGCGUAAAAUUCCCAUCUACUGAAGUUACUUGACAAAACAUGUACUCAAUUAAAUCACUUUUUUAAAAGCACUUUUUUAAAAGUAUUCCAAUUAGCGCAACACUUUCUUCCCCCUGGGUACACCGUUGCACUUUGUUUUUGUAAGUCUCUAAAUUAUAUUAAUAGUCUGUUGUCCUACCACCUUAUACACUGAAGAUUUAUUAUACCAUAUUGAAUUGAGUCUAUUUUGAUUUCCAAAAAAAAAGUAAAUAAAAUGUUAUGCACCUAACGCACUUGCAGUAUUUUAAAGAAUCUCAUUUAGCACAGUUAUUGGUAAUUUUAUUUUGCGCAUUCAUGAACUCAGCAUUACACCAUACUUUCAUCAUGCCUAGAGAAUUAUAAGUAUUGAUUGUUUGCCAAUUGUAUAAUGUAGAUUUCAAUCAAAUUUGGUUGGAUGUGUAUCCUAUAAAUAGUUGUUUGUGUAUGAAGGAAGGAAUUCAAUACAUAUUACAAUAUACCAGGUACUUGUCACAUUUGUAUAUCUUGACAGAUUGGUAUAUUAUACUUAUCAUUAUUCCUGUAGUGUCUGGUAAAAAGGAAAGCAUGGAAAAGGGUACAUUUUUUUUUAUGCUUUGCAUUAGCAGCACUGUGGCUAUAUCAGUACGUCUUUCAUUAUCGUAGAUACUUUUAUGGCUAUCUCAUUUGACACGCCCCCUUUCUCCCACUCCCACCAGGUGAUCUAUUACUCAACAGACAUCUUUAGCUCGGCCGGACUGAGCAAAGAAGAGUCGCAGUACGCAACCGUGGGCACCGGGUUGGUGAAUGUCUUGAUGACCUUUGUAUCAGCUUUGAUCAUGGACCGCGCCGGCCGAAGAACGCUGCAUUUGAUCGGCCUCGGUGGGAUGUGCAUCUUCUCUGUUGUUCUGGUGGUGUGUCUUUCCUUACAGGUAAGAAGAUUCAGCCACUGGUAAAUUAAGUUUAAAUAACAGUGGUUUAUUUUAUAUCUUUAUUGUAUGUACACCUACUGAUUGGGUGCUUUGAUAGCAGUGUUUUUUUUUUACGGGUAUGCCUGUGUUGAUAGUAUAAAUUAUGGUGAUGGCUGUUUUUGCGAGGCUUGACUGUAAGAUGCUAGCCAAGGUCAUAAGAGUCUAGGCUCAACCUUUACAAGGGAACGAAUCAAAUUGAGUAACAUUAAAGUAAUUUUUUAGCUUGACAAGUUUGCAGCUUUAUUUCAUUCAUGUUACUUAAAUAAAGGAUUAAGAUUAUUACAUUAUUGUAAGAUAAAAAUAUAUAUAUAUAUAUAUAUAUAUAUAUAUAUAUAUAUAUAUAUAUAUAUACACACACACACACACACACACACACACACACACACAUAUAUAUAUAUAUAUAUAUAUAUAUAUAUACACAUAUAUACAUAUAUAUAAAUAUACACACAUAUAUAUGUAUAUAUAACCUUUGUCAACCUGUUAUAUUAAAACAUGAUUUUAAAAAGCCAAAAUACAGCAUUUUAGAGUCACCGUCUACCUUCAGAUACGUAUUUAAAUAUGCAAAAGACUUUGAUCAUAAAAAUAAUUUAUGAUCUUCUACAUCUACAGAACAAAGUUCCAGUGAAAUAUUCACAUACACCUGUCAGUCAGACUUGUGAUAGGGUUGUACUUGACGUUCUCUAGAUUCUUAUGGAAACUUUAUUAUAUGAAAAUAUAAAAAUUCUUCAAAAGGAUAAUGUUCUCCCUUUCAGUCCCCAGUCCUAUCCUAUAUCAGUAUUGUUGCCGUCAUAGUCUACAUCAUCUUCUUUGCCACUGGCCCAGGUACGUAUUCACUGCAGUUGAUGUGUCCUUGCGUCAUGCAGGGGAAAAUAUUGUUGUUGCGACAGUAAAAUUUUAAUCAAAUAAUGCAUGAUUUUAAAACUUAAACUCUGUCUACUUUAAUAAAAACCUUCUUUAAUCACUAGCAUCUGCAAUUGGUUCACUUCCCACCAGGACUAAAGUCUUGUAGGCUUGUAGGAGCACACUGAAACAUCCUUCUUGUAGUUGUUUUAAAAAAAAGAAAUUUCUUGUUCUUUUUUUGUGUGUGGUUGAGGGGUGGGUGUCUUGGGUGAGUCACGGUUAAUUUUACCAAGACUUAACCCCUGCUUCCCACCAUGGUCGGUUGAGGUAACACCCUUCCAAUGGCCGAACAUACAUUUUUAGAUAGUAUAGCAGUGUAAGAUGAUGCUUCAAUAAAAAAAAAUGUGGUGGGGACAUUAUUAAUGUCCCUAAUACAUGACCCUCCUCCCAGCCAAAGCGUAAAACUCUCACCCCAUAAGAGUUUUUAAGUAGGCCACUGUUAUUUGGAGAAAUCAAAUAAUAUGGUUUCCUCUGAUGUACUAUCCACAGUAUUUAUUGUAGGACUAAAUAGGUGCCAUGAUGGCUCCUGUCUUCUCCUUAGCUACUCUAAUUUAUUGCUCAAGACGAAACAAAAGGGUGGCUCCAAUAAAACCCUCAAAAUAAGACCCAUUAAAUUCAGCUGUAAUCAAAUCUCCUGCCGUAACACCCAACACAAGGGCAAGCGAGCCGCCGGAGCCUUUCUAUUUCCGAGUUAUAAAUGUGCCCCUGGAGAUAUAAACAGUUAAACCUAUGGGAUGGAUGGGAAAAAAGUGAUUUGGGGGGGGGGGGGUUUUACCAUUUUACUGCAUUCAACUUUAUGGUUUCUUUUUAAUUAAAGUGCAUUUUUUUUUACCUUUUCUACUCAGCCGGAGCCUUUCUAUUUCCGAGUUAUAAAUGUGCCCCUGGAGAUAUAAACAGUUAAACCUAUGGGAUGGAUGGGAAAAAAGUGAUUUGGGGGGGGGGGAUUUACCAUAUUACUGCAUUCAACUUUAUGGUUUCUUAUUAAAUUAAGUGCAUUUUCUAUUACCAUUUCUACUCUACAUAAUAUAAACAUGUUUUUGAAUAAAUCAUGACUUCUCUUUAUUAAAGCAGUUAUCAUAUGUAGAAGUUGACCUCGUCAACAGCCUCACUAUACACCAUUGUUAACAUGACUCAUUUCCAGGCGCCAUACCUUGGUUCAUGGUAGCUGAGCUGUUUGCCCAAAGUCCCCGUACAGCGGCAGUUGGUGUUUCCGUGGUGGUCAACUGGCUGUGUAAUUUCACAGUUGGCAUCAUCUUUCCCGUGCUUCAGGUUGGGAAAAUGUAGUUGUUUUUUGUUUUUUAAAUGGAUCGGUUGUUUAAUUUUUUUGCAAAGCAGUUCUUUUCUUCAUCUGUGAAGAAUAUGAGAUUUUUUAUAUUUUUUUAAAGCUAAGAUUUGUGCAAUUAUUUUCAUGCACUUACAGAGGGUUAUGCAAUUUUAACCAAGACAAUCCUUGAUAUGCUCCCAUGACAAAAAGUAUUUUUUAUGUUGCACAUUACAUUUGAGUGACAUGUUUUCAUGUAUUAGUGCUCAGCUGAUAAAGACAAUGAUCUGGCUCAUCUUAUGUCUCUAGUGGAAAUAACUGAUCAAUAUAUGCUACUAUUAGUGGAAAUAAUUAAUCAAUAUAUGCUACCAUUAGUGGAAAUAAUUGAUCAAUAUAUGCCACCAUUAGUGGAAAUAAUUGAUCAAUAUAUGCCACUAUUGGUGUAAAUGAUUGAUCAACACAUGCUACUAAUAGUGGAAAUAAUUACUCUCAAUCUCAACUAUCUUUUGGAAAUUGAAUGAAGAAAAGAAUGUGAAGUGUUGGGAAUCCGGCUUCUAUGGCACAGCACGUUCAGUUUUCUCUGGCACAGCAAUUUCAGGUUUCUCUGAUACUGGACUUGCAGUUUCUCUGGCACAGCAAUUUCAGGUUUCUCUGAUACUGGACUUGCAGUUUCUCUGGCACAGCAAUUUCAGGUUUAUAGUUGAGAAAAUAAAAAAAAAAAAAAAAAGCUUAUUGGAAACUGGAUUGGCUUACUCCUGAGUCAAGACUAUAAAAGUUGACUUGUGCUGUGGAAUAUUUUUGAGUUCUCUCAUUUAAGUACAUCACAAUGACCCUUUACUCCUUACUUCAUCAAUAGCAAUACUUGACUUUUACUUUCAUCAACAGAAUGCUAUAAAGACAUACUCCUUCCUGCCAUUCUCGGUCAUGCUGGCCCUCUUCUUCAUCUUCACCUACAUGUUUGUCCCAGAGACCAAGGGCAAGAGCAUCUCGGAGAUCACCCGCCUGUUCAAAUCCCCCACUCUAGAGAGCUCUGUAAGUCAGUUCCCCGACACUGAUGUUGAGUACGAGAGGAUUGUUAACAGGAACAGCACACAGGUUCUGAUUGUGGAGCCGCCUGACCCUGACCUGGAGUACACCAUUCAAGGAAGUGAUGUGGACGGGUCAAGUAAAGUCCAGUUUCAAUAGUCACUUACUUUAAUUUUUCAGGAAUUCCCAUAAUUUCAUCCCUGAGCAGUGUUUCACCUGUCUGUAUUCUAUGAACUACUGGUAGUUUUUAGAUUUUUUUAAUGAUAUGCCAGUGGGGAAUAAAUUACACUUGCUCUAAGCAUGGUUUUCCUGUCGACAACCACAGCCACACAUGGUCGACAAUUUUGUUUAGCAUAUCGAAACCGUGCAUUAUCUAAUGAACUAAUAUUGGUCUAUUUUUGCUCAAUACACUGUUGAUAAUCUACCGAUGCCAAAGGUGGUUACAAUAUUAUCUUAUAAAAGCAACUUUGCUUUUUUUAUUUCUCAGAACAAUUUUUUUUUAACAAUCCUUAUCGACUUUAUCAAAGUAAAAUGUCAUUUUAAUUUUUUCCCCUUUAUAUUAAAUAUUAACAGAAACUUAUGAAUUAAUUCAAGCAAAUAUUAAAUAGAAUUCAAGAUAGGGAAAAUUAGAUUGUUUUUAACUGGAAAAUUUCUCGAAGGGAACCGUUAUCAAAUUUUGAGAGUCCCUGAUCUUAACUCUUAUUAAAAGUCUUUCCUAACUUUGACUCCUUCAAUGCACAAAUACGUUAGUACAUUGUUUACUAUUUAAGAUAUAUUUCAAAAUUGGAUACACAUGCAAUUUUAUUUCUUGCAUAAAUUCAGUUGUCAUUGACAUGUCUCAGAAAUGUUAUAAAAUAUUUAUCAAAUGCCGACAAAUGGUCUUUCAGUAUAAAUAUUAAACUUCCUUGACUUUCAUGCUGUGUGAAUUUUUAAAGAAUAUUACUACCUCUUAUUUUAAAAUUAAAAUUUAAAAAAAAAAAAAAUAGAUCAUACAUUUAUUUUAUUUUCUCCCUCGCCUGUGUUAACUUACAGAGCAUAUCUUGCACUUUCUUCAUGAUUUAUCCUGCCAACCGCCUCCCCCAAUUAACAUCUUUCAAUUUUACAACCAAAAUCUCUGGCAAAAUAAAUCAUUUGCCUUUAGAUUUUCUUUCUAAAUUUCCUAUAAAUAUACAUUUAUAAGUAUAAAAUUUGAAAUAUUUGUUUGUAAUUUACUAACUAAAAUAAUCUUAUACAUAUUUUUGUUUCUGUUUAAGUGUUUGAAAACAUGGCUAAUGAAUUAAUUAUUGGUGAAUUUAAUUGAGC
Lymnaea stagnalis (great pond snail) is the source of this 10793-nucleotide messenger RNA. The record is from the annotation of a GenBank genome assembly. Lineage: Eukaryota; Metazoa; Mollusca; Gastropoda; Lymnaeidae.